AGCUGGGGGCAAAGAAAAGAAGGGGAUACUGGGCUUCCAGUCUAGUGCCCUAAGCACCACAUCCUGCUUCCUCUCCCUCCCAGAGAGGCUUGGACAGACCCAGCCAAGUGCUGAGACAACUGGAUGCAGAUGCAUUGCCAAAGCGUGAUCUCCACUACAUGCAGUGCCUGGUAUGCCAUGCAGUUCCACUUGCAAUUGGGCAGUGCCUGGAGCUAAUUGAAAGAGCUGAGCCUUGUCCCAAUGGGGAAAUCUGAGAGAGAAGCCAGGAUUUCUUAAACCAGGCUCAUCUCCACCCAGAGGGCUCAGUCCUGUCCUCCAUUACACCAAGGGAAAUCAGGAGAAGCAAGGAAGAGGAUUCAAGAUGACCUUGGCCUGCAGGUUCCCAUGCAACCUCAGCCCAGGACACAAAUGUCUACUGUCUUCUGGGUUAAGAUCACAAGAUUUCUGCUCAGCUGCAGGACCCCACAUGCAAGGGGGAGUCACAGAAAGACUAGCUCUCUCCCAGAAGGCAUAGGCCCCAGGACAAAAGUAAACCUCAGCUGGAGCCAUGAGGAACCUCCCCUAUCCAUGAGACCUCUAGACACAGAAUGAUCCAUCUGGGAGACAGAUGCCCCAUCACCAGGGACAACUCAGCUGAGACUCAGACUCCAAAAAUGUACUGCCAGGAUCAGAACAUGAAGUAAAACCAAGGUCCUGCCUCCUCUUACCCUGAUGGGAGUGCCCUGUGUGCCCAUGUUGGGUGGUACCAAAGGGCAUCUAUACAUGAGCAUGGAGGCUGCUCCAACACACUGGAAUUCCAGCGCGGCACAGCAGACUUGAUUAAUUAAGGCCACUGGAGUAUAGCAAUUGCCAAGCUCCAGCUGCCUUCUAGGUCUCCUGUAUCAGCGUCCCCAUUGAAUGAGCUUUAGGUCAAGUGCCCACACUGCCAUUUUGAAGUGCUGGGACACUGAUAUAGGAAACACAGCGGUACUUUAAUUAGAGUAGUUUUUGGAGCUGUUCUGAUUAAAGCACCCCCACCCCUGGAGCACAACUAAUAGUGCCCAAAAGGUCCAUGGCUCUGGUUUGCUGGCAGCAUGGUUCCAGCAAGGGUGCCAGCAUGAUUAGACGCAGGACAAGAUUGGGCCCACACAAGAAUGAGUGGGUCAGCAGGGACAGAUUCGGGGGUAUUGUUUCCAACACUCACACUUGGGGGCAAAGGACCCUGGCUCAAAGGUCUCUCUUAUCCCAUUGCCUUGUUAGCCAUCCCUACCAUCUGUUCCCUCAUCACAGAUGCAGGAAGUCUUCCUUCCAGAGAAGCUAAAACCCUGCUGUGACACCAAGAGAAGGACUGUGCUUACCCAGCACACAGGUCACACUUGACCUAAACUCCGCUUCUCCUUUGCCUUGGGAUCAUGCCUGUCCUGUGUCCCCUGCACCAUCCAUGCCCUUCCUGGGUACGUGGGCAGUUCCUUCCCCAGAAAGCACAUGUGGGUUUACUCGCUCUGUUUGCAUCACUGAUUCAUUUUUUUCUUCUUAAAAUCCCCAAAUAGUGAAAGCGGUCAGUGCUGCGACCUGACUCUGCGUCACCACUGGCCUUCCCCUAACCAGCCCACAUGAUCUUUCAUUUUAGUGUCAAGGAAACUUGCGCAGCUGCUUCAGGGCGCACCUUCAAAAGCUUCGAAGUCCAAUGGCCAGAGGAAGGAUUUCACAACAUCCUUCUUUUCCUUUUCAAAGCUCUGUUAGGUCUCAUGGCUCAAAGCCGCACUGUGGAGAGAGGGAGUCCAGCCACCUGGGGCCUGAGGGAAGCUUAGAGAUUCACAGGAGGUGAAAUCCCCCAUGCCAAAGCUCUGCAAAUCAUCACCCUCUUGAGCCUGACGCAGUGUGGUGCUGCCCCGCUGGUCCUCAGCAGAGAGAUGAACACUCCUGAGCUGGUCUGGAGAUCUGAUGCUAAUCAGAUCACUGCAGAAAAACAAAGCAAGUUGUCCCUAACGAACACCUGCAUUCUGUUGAACAUCACUGGUGCCACCACUUCCCAAGAAUGGACAUCAAAAAGAGGGAGUAGAGCAGAGAAUGGGGGUCCUGGCUUCCAACACAGCUUCCCCCCAGCCCACUAGGCUAUAAUUUGGCAGACAGAAUCUCCAACAGAAUUAGCACAAGAGGGUCUCAGACCUUCCUUUCCUGUGUCCUUGUGACAAAAUUUGCAUGUUCAUUUCAUUGAAAUCUGACAGGCAGCACCAUGAGCACUGCUGCUAUGGCCUUGAACUUGCAUCCUCUAGGCUGCCUUAGCACCUGCAUCACCCCAGCCAUGCUAGUCUGAAGAUCAUAAGAAAGUAGGGCUGGAAGGGGCCUCAUGAGAUCAUCUAGUCUACCCCCUAAUCCAGUCAUCUAGUCCAGGCUGCUGGCAGUGGUAGCAGUGGCCAGGCCAGCAGCAUGGAGGCUAUUUUUAUGCUCCCUUCCCCCAGAAUUGUGCUGCUGUCUCAGACCUUGCCUCCCUUUCCACACUCAUUUGUCCCUACCAGGGCUAGAAAGAAAGGGCCAGGUCAACAGCUGGUGUAAAUCAGCCUGCACCCAAUGCUCUGGGCCGCUAUAUAUUUUAUACGUAAGUGUGGAGCACAAGCAUGGGAACUGGAGGGUGCUUUCCUUGGCAUACUGAGGUUCAGGGAACCCAUAUUCUUAGCCCAUAUAGCCCGGAAAGGUCAAGUGAGUUGAUCAAGACUGCAUAGGGGAGUCAGUGCUGGAGCGGGAUUAAAAGUUACGGGGCUUCUGGCUCCCUAGUGUAUUCCCUGUCCUGCCGCACAGCAAGGGGUGCAUGCCAGAACAGCAGCAAUAUAAUCCCAGUUUCAAUCCUCAUGCUACGAUGCUGUCAGAUGAGUUUUACUUCCUAUGCAUUGAUGUAGGUUACUUACUCAGCAUCCCAUUUCCUUGUUCCUCGGAAGAUUGUGCCCUGAACUUGUGGUUAAAGAAACUGUGCCAAGACAUUUUAAGUGAACCCAACUGACUCAGCUGUCACUGCCAGUUGGCUGUGCUUGCACCCCUGCUCUGUAAAUCCCAGAGGCUAAAGAUUUGGUCCCUUCCCCCUCUGGGAGUCACUCAGCUGGUACAGGAAAAGCAGCCAGUCCUGGAAAUGCAGGUAGAGAUUUCCCCAUUAGCAUGCCAAAAUCAUUACCCUGAGGCUGUAGGAAAAACUGACAUCAGAUCCACAUCCAUCAGUUUGGGAAAUAAUUGCACUGCUGUCUGUUGGUGCAAGGGCAAUCUCUUGGAGGUCAAGUCUGGAUCAUGCCCAUCAGGUUCUUGCGUGAUAUGAGUAACAUCGCUGAAGAGCACUUCAGUAUCUGUCUUUCCCCAUGGGAGACCGAUCCCCAUCUAAGCAGCAGCAGAACAAGAGGGUGAUUGGGGUUCAAGGCCCUGGCAUGCAACGUCAGACACUGUGGUUCAGUUCCCUGUGGCACCCAUAUGACAGCACUCCAAGCUGAGAGUAGGGCUGCAGUGUGCCAGGUGUAGCAGGUCCACACAGGGUGAAAUUGAGUGUGAGAUCAGUAGCAAGACUCACGUUGAUGUCUAAGGGGCCAGAGAGUCACUUGCACCAACAGACAGCCUCUGCCCCAGAAAUCACUGUCUAUGCAAACAAGGGUGGGAGGUGAAACAGGGCUGCCACACACUUAGCCUGUGAUUCCAGGCAAUUAUUCCAGUAUUUGGAAGACCAAAAUGAGAUGUUUUAAAGGGACCUGAUUUUCCAGAAGCCAGGUGCAUAGUACUGUGGGAAAAUCACAGCCCCCAUAAUAAGGGACUUCAAAUAGGCCAUGUGAAAUAAUUUAUCCCUUAGAGAGUCCCAUGCCUCAGUUUCUCUGUCUGUGGAUAACAAACCUACUUCAUAGGGAUGUGCUCAUAGUGAGUAAGAUCCACAGCCUGCAUGCCACAGUGAAGGCCUCCAAAUCUGUGGCAGAGAGAUAUACCAGGAAACAAUGGCAGGUAACUAAAGGUAAUUGUAGGUGCAGCAUAUGACGCAGGAAAGAAUGUCAUUGGUUCUGCUCGAGUUUAAAGCAAUAAGGAAAGUGCAACAUAAAGGUUAUUUCACCUCCUCCUUCAUGAUCUGCUGAUAGCACUAAACUAACAAAUCCCUAAUUCUUAAGAUGCUUGAGAAGAAAGACACUAUUCAAGCCCAGUAAUAAAAAAGAAUCUAAAAAACAGGAAUUAAAUCAGCAAGUAAGUAAACACACAUACUGAAGGCCAGGUGGAACACUUAGAAGGCACCUGCAUCCCAUUGAGUCCCAUUUAUUUGGUUGGGUGCCAUUUUAUUGCUAGGUCAGAACUCUUAAGUUGAAAUUGGGAAGUGGAUUUUGUAAGCAAACCACACCCUGAUCAGUUCUGAGACAUCAUUUCAUCUCCCAAAUUAAUCUUUGAUGGGAAUGAAGGAAGUGGCUGAUAUUUUGGGGAGCAGCUUUUUUAGGGUGGCCUGAAAGGGCAAUAACAAUCGAUUAAUUACACAAAAGGAGGGAGCAACUCUCAGACACUACAAGAAAAGAAGAAAAAAGAAAAAAAAGAAAAAAAAAAAACAAAACAGUCCAGGGCUGUCCCAGAGGAAUUACAAAAUAACAAAAUUUUUGCUAAAGAAAAAUCUAAAUGAAAAACAAAUGAUCCCCACAAAUUAAAAUUCCUAAUAUGUUAUUUUCAGAAAAAUGUAUUUGCAUAUUCACUGAUUAGUAAUAAUUGCCUCAUCUUAUUACAUCAGCGUGAAUUCCCUGAGUCUCCUAUAAAUAUCAUAAUCAAUUGGAGUCUCACAGCAUUCACGAACAAAAAGGACUGGUGCAGCCCUGCGUCUGUCUUACACCCUUUCCCAGCGCACCGUCAUAAAACAAGUGGGAGGAGAUACCAAAAGGCUUUCAGGCACUAGAAUGAAUCCUCUGAGAAGUAAGUAUAAGCUCUUCACCCGACAGCAACAGAAAUCAUAGGCACCAUUUCCUAGUUGCAAACUGCUUGGAUUUACUAUAUGCAAGGGGUCUGGUAAGUUUAUUUUUGGGACUAGCAACUCCUGGGUUGACUUCUGGGGGAGGCUUGGAUAGUUUUUACGAUUUAAAAAACAUUUUUUCUCCCCCCUCCUCCCUUCCUUUUCUAUUUACAAUCAGGAAAAUUAUGCCAGUAAGGAUAAAAAAAGUCUAAGAGAUGUACAGUUUAUGCAGGCAGGAAGUACCUUCUGAAUAUACAUAGCAAGGGGUGUUUCACUCUCAAAAAACUUUUAGAGUUCUGAGCAUCAGAAAAUAGAGGGGAUUUAAACCAACUGGCUGAUGUGAUUUUAACUAAAAGAGCUUUGAUAUGUAACUGCAUUUUGUUAAACUAAGAUCCUUGAGUAGGAAUGUGUUAGAAAUAUUACAUGGGAACACCUCCCCUUGAAGGUUCUUCAGGGUGGGGACUGUCUCUUACUGUGUAGAUGUACAGCACCUGGUACAUUGGGUCCAAUCUCUUUCGGGGCUGCCUGUUGUUACUGUCAUACUGACAUGAUCUCAUCUGAAUGAACAGUGAGAUCACUUUUCUAUCUCUGUAUUCUGCACCUCUGGAUUCUUCAGCACUUACCCAACUCACGUUGCUUCUCUCUCUCCUCUCCUCAUCUCCAGCUAUUCCAUCCUUGCUGUUGAGCACCCUGCUGUGCUUGAAAUACAUCAUGCUGCAUGCAGCUCCCCUGUCGGAGUUCUCAGGGGACCAGGGAUUCCAGCUGUUUCUGCAGAAGAACUUGGAAUUCACUCGCAAGAUCAAAAUGGAUGUUGAGACCGUGCGGCAGCACAUGUGCGAUAACUUUCAACUCUGCAAGGAGGAGGAGCUCAUGCUUGUCAAGCAGAACCUCAACAUCUUCCAGCCAUCACUGAAUCAGUGUCUGAGCAAGCCCUUCCAAGUGGAUGUCUGCUUCAGCCAAAUACGGGAGGGACUCCAGACCUACCACGGCUACCUCUCCACCAUUGCCCAGCUCCUGCCCGGUCACUCCACUCAAGUGGAAGGCCUUCAACUGGAUACCUCCAAUCUCUCCACCAAUAUCCAACAGCAGAUAGAGGCUCUCGGACUGAACAUGGGGAUGGUGACAUACCCCAAGGAGGAAGGCCAAGGCACCCUCCUCACCUUCUCAUCCCAGUUCUACCAGCAAGCCGGAGGAUACAUCAUCCUUGCCAACUUCCAGCUCUUCCUGGACCUUGCCUACCGGGUGCUGCGUCACCUCAUCAUGCCAUAACGAGGCACAAGGCACUCCACCCAUGGGGAGGCACUGCUCUCAUUGGCAUCACAGCACCUUCCCCAAGGAGUAGCUGCAGAUUCUGAAAUCUAAAGGGCACAUUUACAAAUAGAAGUUUCCUAAUACAGGAGCUGGGCGGACUGGGGAAGCAUUUAGGGCACUCUAUUCUCAGGAAGAUUCUCUAGUCCUUCAACAUCAAAACCUUCUUUCCACCUCAAACUGUCACAGUGACAACUUAGCCUCUUCCUUGUUUAUUGGCUGGAUGGUCUUGCCACCCUUGUUUGAACAAGGACAAAACCCAGUGCCUGCCUAUAUGCUCCUACCCUGGUUACUAUUUCUGAGGCAUGUAUGGUCCUACUUUACCCUUAUUUAUUUCUCAUUCCCAAGCCAUACUGGUGCCUCCUGGCACACAGUCCCAAGACUAACCCCCAUUGGAUCCAGCUACCCAGCAUAUUUAAUAUUUAUCAUUAUUUAAUAUUUAUGCAGCUUUUAGAACUCAGAGGUGAUGCAUUUAAAUCUGGGGGCUAUUUUUAAGGUUAAAAAAAAUCAUUCUGAGUCUUGGGUGUUGGCACCAAACAUGUUGCAGCAUCAGGAAGCCUAGAUACAAGGCAAACAGCUGCACUUGGGCUGCGAUUCCUGCAUAUUUUUAUAUGUGCACAGUGUAGGUACUGUUUAAUAUUUAAACAAGUGAGUAUCCCCAUAAUGGAGGUUUUUGCUGUUUGGGAGCUGGACUGAGCACGGAACUGGGAGUCAGGGGCUCCUGGACUUUAGGGCCAGCUAGACACAGGCUCCUUGUAGGCCACAAAUUGUACUGCAGUUUCCCCAUCUGUAAAAUGGGGGUGCUACUGUUUACCUGCUUCGCCGAUGUGUUGCGAGGCUUACAUGGUUAAUGUUUGAAAAAGGGGCGAUAUGAAGAGUGAGAAGGUAGGAUGGGAAAGGGACUGGGGUGGAGGGGGGGUGGGCUCUUUAGUGAGAUCUCAGCCCCAAGGAAGGGCAGGCUCUGCACUCUGCAGACUCUCACUGACCUCCCCAAAUCUGAGAUCUACCCAGCCCCCUCUGCAAGCUCAACCACUUUCCUCCUUGUUACUGCUUCUGUCCUUGCCACAACACAAACCAACAUUUUAGCACAAUGCUGUAAAAGAAGUUGGAGUGAGCACAGAAUGGAGCUGUGGGGUUUGGGGUUUACUUCCCAACUCUGCCAUGGAUGAGCUGCAUGCACUUCAGCAUGUCACAGGAACAUGGGAGUGGAAGAGAAUCAUCCAGGUGACUGAGUUCAGAUCCCUCUUUGUGCCUUACUUUAAUAUGGAGAGAAUUUCCUUCCUCAGUGGCUGAAGACACUUUAAAGGAUAUUUCCCUUUGUUGGUUGUGGUUGGAGCAGGGACAGGAUCAGUCAAUGCUGUUUUUAUUACAAGUACAUUUACACAAGCUGCAAUUAUUAGUUAAAAGGCUUGCCAAGAGAUGAGAUGGUAACAGGCACCAUAAUUGUGGUGCAUAUGUAAUUUCACCUUCAUUAAAACUAGGCAGCCUUUUUGUAACUUUUUUUUUUUUUUUUUACAAGUGUACAAUCCAAUAUUCUUUAUAACUCUCACAAACUAUUUAUUGUUUCCUUUCACUAUAAACUAAUUAUUUUAUUUAUUAUAAUUUAUUUACAUGAGUCUUUAUUCCUGUUGCAUACCACCAUCCCUUUCCGUUGGGUUAAUCCAGAAUUCCACUAGAUUGGAACGACUCCUAAACUCUAUUCACAUCCAAACUGGAGUCAUUCAGAUUGGAUUGUGCUGGAGAGGUUUAUGUUGCUCGAAUGUUUUCAAUGUGUCACUGCCUCACAGGGCACAAGCAUGUGGAUACACAUGGGACUAUACUGGAUUGUACUACUCUCCAAACCAUCAGUGCACCCAGAUGAAGAAGGAAAACCCCUGAAUGUUUGCAGUUUUGUUUAAAAGCAUAGUUUUCAUUGACCAAUUAAAAAAAAAAUUAUCAGAAUUUUAAACUUAGCCAAAUGACAGGUGGAAUGUAUUAUUUUGUAACUGUCUGUUUAUAUAAUAUAUAUUUUACAUUUUUCUAUUUAUUGUUAUGCACAGACCAAAUCCACUGUAUUUUUUUUAUUUAAAAAAACUAAGGAAAUAAAGAUAUUUUUGUUGC
This is a messenger RNA of Alligator mississippiensis (American alligator), 8332 nucleotides long. It is a transcript of the gene CSF3, whose product is annotated as colony stimulating factor 3. The transcript has 4 exons. Gene Ontology annotation, cellular component: extracellular region. Bases 5486 to 6193 code for a protein of 235 amino acids. The record is from RefSeq and is a predicted model, not a curated record. Gene Ontology annotation, molecular function: growth factor activity; cytokine activity. Lineage: Eukaryota; Metazoa; Chordata; Crocodylia; Alligatoridae. Gene Ontology annotation, biological process: positive regulation of cell population proliferation; positive regulation of myeloid cell differentiation; immune response.